Molecule: messenger RNA, 918 nt
Organism: Penicillium taxi
Lineage: Eukaryota; Fungi; Ascomycota; Eurotiomycetes; Eurotiales; Aspergillaceae
Exons: 3
Coding region: 1-918 (305 amino acids)
Source: RefSeq, a predicted model, not a curated record
AUGGUUCGCAGCAGGCUAACUACCCAUGGCCAUUGCUUGGAACUGGUGCCGGCAAUUAUGUGUCUCACACUCGUGGAGUUAAUGUUUCCAAGCUCUAGUUUAGCUAUGACAGUCCAUAUCACAGCAGUCGGAGAAGUCUUGCGCUCUUAUGGCCCCAAGCGUUUCCAAACAGGAACAUUACAUGAGCUCUUUAAUGGUUUCAGACCUCUCCUAGUUCUUGAAGCCGUUCGCCGCCGUCGGCCUACGUUUCUGGCCUUGGAGUCUUGGAUUGAAAUACCAUCUUCCCAAAACUCACCAACCCCCAUGCAGGCUCUUCUCACAGAAGUCGUAAGCAUUCCUUCUCUUCUAUAUAAGAGCGAUGUUCUUUUCCAGGACCCUUUGAUAGUCAAUAUAGGCGAUGCUAAUGAGAUUGCCCACGCCAUUAUUGAAAGCUUGCAUCGCCUCUGCCUAUACGAAAAACGCUUAUGGCUUGAGAGUGAUACUCCUUGCUACUGGACUGAUGGGCCUGAAACCCCACUUCGAUUUCCAACCAUUACCAUGGCAAAUUGUCUCUCUCACAUUUGGGCAUUCCGAAUUAUCUGCUUGGCUGAGCUAGAGAAGUUCUCGCGGUCAUUCCCAUACUCAAUAGAAAAAAGCACAGAGACAUCAGAUAUCCAAACGCAAAUUGCUCAGCUUUCAAAGCUGAUAUCACUGAGCAUGGAAUACUUACUUGGAGAUGAUAUGAAACUUUAUGGACCUGCUUCUACUCUUUUUCCGCUGUCAGUGGCAUAUCAGGCCUUGGGAAGUGCUCAAGAUCGUGGACUGGUAAUGGAACACAUUGAUCGAACCAUUUUCAGGCUAGUUGAAAAGGGACUUCGAUCAGCACCGUUCUUUGUGAAAUGUGAUGAGAUUCAGAAUUUUCUAUCUCAGCCAAUAUAG